GUCCAAACCAAGCUCAUCAGCAGCUCGGCCGAAGCUUCCUACAUCCUGGGGGACUUGAACUCAAUGAUCAUUAAGUCCAUUGAAGGUACUUAUAAGUUACUUCACUUGCGUUUAGCUUUGUAGCUGUGUCUCCAAGGUGAAGGGUUUAUCCCUCAUGAUUUAUGUUGAUAACUGAAUGGCAGUCAUAAGAAUGACAGUGCUGGCAUUAACUGCAGUGUUGGCAUUUACAGCACUGAUGGCAUUGACAGCAUUGUUGGCAUUUACAGCAGUGUUGGCAUUUACAGCGGUGUUGGCAGUGUUGGCAUUGACAGCGGUUUUGGCAGUGUUGGCAUUGACAGCGGUGUUGGCAUUUACAGCAGUGAUGGCAUUGACAGCAGUGUUGGCAGUGUUGGCAUUUACAGCGGUGUUGGCAUUUACAGCAGUGUUGGCAUUGACAGCAGUGUAUGCAGUGUUGGCAUUGACAGCGGUGUUGGCAUUUACAGCAGUGUUGGCAUUGAAAGCGGUUUUGGAAGUGUUGGCAUUGACAGCGGUGUUGGCAUUUACAGCAGUGUUGGCAUUGACAACAGUGUUGGCAUUGACAGCGGUGUUGGCAUUUACAGCAGUGUUGGCAUUUACAGCGGUGUUGGCAUUUACAGCGGUGUUGGCAUUUACAGCGGUGUUGGCAUUUACAGCGGUGUUGGCAUUUACAGCGGUGUUGGCAUUUACAGCGGUGUUGGCAUUUACAGCGGUGUUGGCAUUUACAGCAGUGUUGGCAUUUACAGGGGUGUUGGCAGUUACAGUGAUGUUGGCAGUUACAGUGAUGUUGGCAGUUACAGUGAUGUUGGCAGUUACAGUAGUGUUGGCAUUUACAGCAGUGUUGGCAUUUACAGCGGUGUCGGCAGUUACAGCGAUGUUGGCAGUUACAGCAGUGUUGGGAGUUACAGCGAUGUUGGCAGUGUUGAGAUUUAAAUUGUUCAAUAAAAUCAACGUAACCGAACAUUGUUUCAGAUACCCCACUAUUCCAAACAAUUUGAGGUACAGCACUAUUCAACUUUGUUUCUAUUACCCCAAAACUCAACUUUGUUCAUUUACCCCACAAUAUCAGAUACCCUAAGAUUCAAAAUAAUCUCCGGAACACCACUAUUGAAAUUUCAAAACAAUAUCAGAUGCCCAACUGUUAAACAUCUAUUAACAAAAAUUCCUUUUAAUGUUACAAAGAACUGAAUAAGCCCUUGCACCUCAUGAAACCUGACUAUUAAAUGCAUUGAUUUCCCUAGCCAACUUGGACAACUAUGCCUACAUGAUGCCUGUGCUGAGAGCUCUGAUUGAGAAAGGUCAAGAACUCUUGACCACCAGCAUUCAUCUCCCUCAUCUACCCAAGUCAUCCAUGAGUCCCACAUUUUUUGAUGACUUCAAGACAUACGUGUACAGUGAUGAAUGGCAGAUGUUCAUAA
Molecule: messenger RNA, 1433 nt
Organism: Lymnaea stagnalis (great pond snail)
Lineage: Eukaryota; Metazoa; Mollusca; Gastropoda; Lymnaeidae
Source: the annotation of a GenBank genome assembly